AUGUCCGCGCUGGACGCCGAGCGCAGGAACAUCGACCUCUUCCUGCAAAGCAUCGUCUCCACAAUACAAGAUCAUGACGUCAAGGCACUCUUGUCGCCAAUGCCUUUCCUCCGGCUCGUCUUUAACUCGAUAUACAUCCUGAUCCAGGCACUUAUUAUCUGGCUGUUUAAACCUCCUCCGCCACCGGACAAGGAUGCCCACAUUCAUUAUCGCGGUCGCAUCGCCGUGAUUGGGGCCGGCCUCACAGGCGUGUCGAGUGCAGCGCAUGCCGUCGCGCAUGGAUUCGACGUUGUUCUCUUCGAGCAGGACGAUGCAGUUGGAGGGAUCUGGGCACACGUGAACAAGACCUCUGGACUACAGCUGAACUCGAUGCUGUACCGCUUCCACCCUGCCGUGCUGUGGUCGAGCGCGUUUCCCAAAAGGGACGAGAUCCUGCGUGAGAAUCAACGAAUCUGGAGAGAGUAUAGACUAAAAGAGCGCACGCGGCUCUCGACGCGCGUCACGUCCGUCCGUCGUGCGACGCUCGAGGAGCUCGAUAACGUCUCCGAAGAUGAACUGGACCCUGCACAACAGGGCCACGCGCGGUGGAUCGUGAAUGAUGGCGAGGACGACGUGUUCGACGCGGUCGUCGUGACGGUCGGGACGUGCGGCGCGCCACGGUGGGUCGGAUUCAAGGGCAUGCCGCCGAUGGAGUACAUCGAGCGUCGCCGGACGCAGAGCGAGCACGCCAACGCGGGGAAGCAGAAGCAGAACAGCACGGACGACAAUGAAGGACUUCAGCACGAUGAGGAAAAAAGCGAGGUUGGGAGUGAGAGCGGGCGCUCAAACACCCAGGAGCCUUACCCGCCUGUGAAGCACACGCAGGACGACGGCGAGAGCGUCAGCAAGGAAGACUUGCAGAAGAAGAAGAAGAAGAAGAAGAAGAAGAAAGGCAAGAGCAGAGGCAAUGACGAGCAGGAGAAAGGAGAUGAGAAUGUGGAGACGUUUGAGGGAACGCUCCUGCACUCAUCGCAGCUGGACGACGCAGAGCUCGAAGGCAAGCACGUCGUCGUCAUCGGCAGUGGCGCGAGCGGCGUCGAGGCGAUUGAGACGGCUCUGCAGAGGGGAGCGAGCGAUUGUGUGAUGAUUGCGCGGGAUGACAAGUGGAUCAUCCCGCGGAACGUAGUCUUGGGUACAUUGAUCUCCGCGCAGCCGUUUGGGAGAGAGAUGCCACUCAGCUUUGUCUGGGAGAAGAUCGUCACGGCGUGGAACUACCACGGGGUCGAAGACCUCACACCUGCACACCUUGGGCUGUUCGAGGGCACGCCUGUGGUGAAUGACGAGUUUCUGAGCCAUAUCCGCGCGGGCCGGUGCCGCUACGUCCGCGGUGACACGCAGUGUCUCACAAGAGACAGUGUGCGCGUCAGCGUGCGGGGACGGUGGAGCCGACCAGGGGAUGAGGGCGAGGAGACGGAGUUCCCUGCAGGCGUGGUUGUCCUUGCGACCGGGUUUAAGAAGCCGGACAUUGCGUUUUUGCCGAAGGAUUUGUUCCCAGAGGGGUACGAGAGGCCGAACCUGUAUUUGCAGAACUUUGCCACUGAGGACUGGAGCGUCCUCAUGACGAAUUCGGCAUACAUUAGCGCAAUCGGUACUGUCGGACAUUUUCACAUCGGCAUCUACAUGCGCAUUCUCCUGACUUUUCUCAUGGACAAGGACUCGCGUCCGACGCCAAAGGACAUGAAACUCUGGGUAGAUGCGUUGAGAUUCGUCAAACGCGGCGCACGCGGAGGCGCCCUCGGGUUCUUCACAUAUAUGGAGCUCACGAUCUGGCUUGUGCUCUUUCAUAUCUUCCGACUGGACAGGCUGAAAUGGCUGUUCUUCAUCAUGCAAGGAUGGGGAGUGCGUCCUGUUGUGCAAGGAGAGAGAGCAGAGUGCGCCGAUUAG
Messenger RNA from Laetiporus sulphureus 93-53, 1923 nucleotides. RefSeq names its product FAD/NAD(P)-binding domain-containing protein. The record is from RefSeq and is a predicted model, not a curated record. The transcript is spliced from 16 exons. Lineage: Eukaryota; Fungi; Basidiomycota; Agaricomycetes; Polyporales; Laetiporaceae. The coding region runs from base 1 to 1923 and encodes 640 amino acids. Gene Ontology annotation, molecular function: NADP binding; N,N-dimethylaniline monooxygenase activity; flavin adenine dinucleotide binding.